This is a messenger RNA of Dromiciops gliroides (monito del monte), 1808 nucleotides long. RefSeq names its product zinc finger protein OZF-like. Gene Ontology annotation, biological process: regulation of transcription by RNA polymerase II. The transcript has 3 exons. Gene Ontology annotation, molecular function: DNA-binding transcription factor activity; RNA polymerase II cis-regulatory region sequence-specific DNA binding. Bases 172 to 1557 code for a protein of 461 amino acids. Lineage: Eukaryota; Metazoa; Chordata; Mammalia; Microbiotheria; Microbiotheriidae. The record is from RefSeq and is a predicted model, not a curated record.
UGGGAGGCCUGGCGCUGUCCGCUUUGUCCGGCUUGGGGCUGGCGGGGGGACUCACCCCUGAACCGAAGGCCCUGAGGAAGAGGAGGAGGGAGCAGGAAGGGCUUCCCAGACUGUCCCAAGGAGACAAGCUUAACCGCAGGCCAUUUCUAAAGACCCAGAGACUCAGAGGGCAUGUUCCCCAAGACCCCACAUUUGGAAAAGCCUGUGCUGAGAACACACAGCUGGAACAGAAUUGAAAGACUGUCUAAGGAUGACUCAGAAAAAACCCACUGCCCAGGACUCAUGUCCAGCUCCUGCCAGGUCAGCCCAGCUAGGGAAAGAGGCUGUGAGAGUGAGCAAUUUGGGAGAAGCUCAAAGCUUCUUCCCCAGGACAGGGUGCCUAUAGAAAAGGGGCCCCAGACCACGGCACCAGGUGAGGAGAAGUCCACACUGAGUUCCCAUUCAAUUGAACACGAGCGAACUUGUGCCUGUAAGUGUGAUGAGUGUGGAAAAGACUUCAAGCUGCCCUCAGCCCUCAUUGCCCACCAGAGAAUUCACACUGGAGAGAAGCCCUAUGCAUGUGCUCUGUGUCAGAAAGUGUUCAGGUGCAGGUCAAACCUCACUGAACACCAGAGAAUUCACACUGGAGAGAAGCCUUACGAAUGUAACAAAUGUGGGAAAGUUUUCAUUCAAAAUUCAACUCUUAUGCUACACCAGAGGACUCAUACUGGAGAGAAGCCCUAUACAUGCAGAGAUUGUGGAAAAGCCUUCAGGGGGAGCUCAGACUUGAGAAAGCACCAGAGAAUUCACACUGGAGAGAAACCCUAUGAAUGUGGUGAAUGUGGGAAGACCUUCAGGUGGAGCUCUCCUCUUAUCAGACAUCAGAGAACUCACAGUGGAGAGAGGCCCUAUCAGUGUGGGGAAUGUGGCAAAGCCUUUGGUCAGAGCUCAUCCCUUAUUGAGCACCACAAGGUCCACACUGGUGAGAAGCCCUAUGAAUGUGCUGAGUGUGGAAAAGCCUUCAAGGGGAGCUCAGACCUGAGCCAACACAGGAGGGUUCACACUGGGGAGAAGCCCUAUGAGUGUGAAGAAUGUGGGAGAGCCUUCAUGUGGAAGACAGCCCACAUCACUCAUCAGAGAAGUCACAGUGGGGAGAAGCCUUAUGAGUGCCCUGAAUGUGGGAAAGCUUUUGUCCAAAGCUCACAGCUCACUCAACACCAGAGAAUUCACACUGGGGAGAAGCCCUAUGAAUGCAGAGACUGUGGGAAAGCCUUCAGUGUGAGUUCCUACCUUAUUGAGCACCAGAGAAUUCACACUGGGGAGAAGCCCUAUGAAUGCAGUGUCUGUGGGAAAGCUUUCAUCCAAAGAUCACACUGGACCCAACACCAGAGGAUUCACACUGGAGAGAAGCCCUAUGAAUGCAAUGAAUGUGGAAAAGCUUUCAGUGUGAGCUCCUACCUUAUUGAGCACCAGAGGAUUCACACUGGAGCUAAGUCCUAUGAAUGCAAGGACUGUGGGAAAGUCUUUGGCUAUAACUCCUACCUUCUUCAGCACCAGAAACUUCACACCAGGAAGUAGCUAUGAUAUGAGAGUGUCCUUGCCAUCCUUGGUAGCCAGCCUGGUUGCCCCCUCCUCCCUUCCCUUGUCUCUAUGUAGAGGUAUUCUUCUUCCCCUCCUAACUCAUCCACAAGUUGCCUGUCCUCUUUUCUAAAGCUGACCCCUUCAUGUGCCCUCUGCCUAGGAAUUAUGUGGCCAAGUGGUUAGAGUACUGGGUCUGGAGUCAGGAAGACUGAGUUCAAAUCCUGCCUCAGACAUUUAUUAGUUUUGUG